AAAAAAAUUAAACAUAUCAUACGAAACGGCGCAGCUUUGAUUCUAAACCCUAAACCCUUCGCCUCAUAUCUCUCUCCUUUCUUUCUUCUCGUUGUCUCACAGUUCCUCCGCCGUGAGUCGCUUCUCCGCCGCGAUUUGUUGCUUCACCGUUGAGUUAGUUGCAACUGUUCUCUUCCUGGGAAAACCGUUGAAAGAAGCAUCAGCAACUCACUUGUUAGGGUCUUACAAAAUCAAAGAGAUGGGUAAGGCGAAGAAGGGCCCUAAAUUUGCUGUUAUGAAGAAGGUCGUCACUUCCAAAGCCAUUAAAAACUACAAGGAGGAAGUUCUUAACCCUAAUAAAAAAGAUCUCCGCACGGUUCCAAGAAAUGUGCCAAACGUUUCUUCUGCACUGUUCUUCAAAUAUAACUCUGCACUGGGACCACCUUAUCGGGUUUUGGUCGAUACUAACUUCAUCAAUUUCUCUAUCCAGAAUAAAUUGGAUCUGGAAAAGGGUAUGUUGGACUGCUUAUACGCAAAAUGCACACCUUGUAUUACUGACUGUGUAAUGGCGGAGCUUGAGAAAUUAGGCCAGAAAUACCGUGUGGCUCUGAGGAUUGCAAAGGAUCCUCGUUUUGAGAGACUACCCUGCAUCCAUAGAGGAACCUAUGCUGAUGACUGUAUUGUUGAUAGAGUUACUCAGCAUAAAUGCUUCAUUGUUGCUACAUGCGAUCGAGAUUUGAAGAGAAGGAUUCGAAAGAUUCCUGGAGUGCCAAUCAUGUACAUCACUCAGCACAAGUAUUCAAUUGAGCGGAUGCCUGAAGCAACAAUUGGUGGAGCUCCUAGAAUAUGAUCAAACAACACAAACUAUCCUUUUGCACGAGGAAGACCAAACGAGUGAGACAUACCCUGUGCUGCCUUGAUAUCCAAGUUUUUGGGUUGCUCUUUUAGUAUGAAAUCUGCAAAAUAUGUCACAAGUGAUGAUGUUUUUUCAUGUAUAAGUUUGUCUAACAGCUCAUCAACCCAGAUUUAUCACACAAAUGAAGUGCUAAUUUUUCAGUUGA
Molecule: messenger RNA, 1040 nt
Organism: Cannabis sativa
Lineage: Eukaryota; Viridiplantae; Streptophyta; Magnoliopsida; Rosales; Cannabaceae
Exons: 10
Coding region: 239-829 (196 amino acids)
Cellular component (GO): nucleolus; small-subunit processome
Source: RefSeq, a predicted model, not a curated record